AUGAGGACCCUCGUUCUCCUCGCUGCCCUUCUCCUCGUGGCCUUCCAGGCCCGGGCUCAGCGCCUGCAGGAGACAGCUGACCAGGUUCCUGCCUGGGACCAGCCUGAAGCUGAGGACCAAGACCAGCUUCUGGCCGAGGACCAGGACCAGGCUGGGGCCGAGGACCAGGACAUGGCCAUCACCUUCACAGGAGAGGAACGUCUCACUCGGGAAGCUUCAGGACCAUCACGUCAAUUCUGUCACCCCAACCUGGCAGGUAGUGUCUGUGGUGAGGAGACAGGUGUCUCUCAGAAGAUCCCCAUGGGGCCCGCUGUGCCUCAGCCCCCUGUCCCUCCCCACUCUGCCUGA
This is a messenger RNA of Molossus molossus (Pallas's mastiff bat), 348 nucleotides long. Its product is annotated as defensin-7-like. Gene Ontology annotation, cellular component: extracellular matrix. The coding region runs from base 1 to 348 and encodes 115 amino acids. Lineage: Eukaryota; Metazoa; Chordata; Mammalia; Chiroptera; Molossidae. Gene Ontology annotation, biological process: defense response to Gram-positive bacterium; cellular response to lipopolysaccharide; disruption of plasma membrane integrity in another organism. The record is from RefSeq and is a predicted model, not a curated record. The transcript has 2 exons.